CAGACACAGGCUCCAGGCUGUGAAGAGAGCACCAAGCACCUGCUCUGGCUGCCGGCUGCUGCUGCAGGUUUGCACAGCCCUGAGGCCUGGGAGGCCCACCAAGGCAAGUGGACCUCUGGGGAUGGGAAUGCCAGCAGAGCUGAGUCACCAUGGACGCGAGCGAGUUCCGGAGGAGAGGGAAGGAGAUGGUGGAUUACGUGGCUGACUACCUGGAAGGCAUUGAGGGCCGCCAGGUCUACCCUGACGUGGAGCCCGGCUACCUGCGGCCCCUGGUGCCCACCUGCGCCCCCGAGGAGCCAGACACAUUUGAGGACAUCAUCAGUGACAUCGAGAAGAUCAUCAUGCCAGGGGUGACGCACUGGCACAGCCCCUUCUUCUUCGCCUACUUCCCCACGGCCAGCUCCUACCCGGCCAUGCUGGCCGACAUGCUGUGCGGGGCCAUCGGCUGCAUCGGCUUCUCUUGGGCUGCGAGCCCGGCAUGCACGGAGCUCGAGACAGUGAUGAUGGACUGGCUGGGGAAGAUGCUGGAGCUGCCGGAGGCGUUCUUGGCCGGGAGAGCCGGAGAAGGGGGAGGAGUGAUCCAGGGAAGUGCCAGUGAAGCCACCUUGGUGGCCCUGCUGGCUGCUCGCACCAAGGUGAUCCGGCGGCUGCAGGCGGCCUCCCCCGAGCUGACGCCGGCCUCCAUCAUGGACAAGCUGGUGGCCUAUUCCUCUGAUCAGGCACACUCCUCCGUGGAAAGAGCCGGCCUGAUUGGCGCAGUGAGGUUAAGGGCGAUCCCCUCGGAUGGCAGCUUCGCCAUGCGGGCUUCUGCCCUGCGGGAGGCCCUGGACAGAGACAAGGCUGCGGGUCUAAUUCCCUUCUUCGUGGUUGCUACGCUGGGGACCACCUCCUGCUGCUCCUUCGACAACCUCCUCGAAGUGGGUCCUAUCUGCGCCCAGGAGGACCUGUGGCUGCACAUCGAUGCCGCCUACGCCGGCAGCGCCUUCAUCUGCCCUGAGUUCCGGCACCUUCUGAACGGAGUGGAGUUUGCAGAUUCGUUUAACUUUAACCCCCACAAGUGGCUGCUGGUGAACUUCGACUGCUCCGCCAUGUGGGUGAAAAAGAGGACAGACUUAACAGGUGCCUUUAAGUUGGAUCCUGUUUACCUGAAGCACAGCCACCAGGACUCAGGGCUCAUCACUGACUAUAGGCAUUGGCAGAUUCCGCUGGGCCGCAGGUUCCGCUCCCUGAAGAUGUGGUUUGUGUUCCGGCUCUACGGUGUCAGGGGGCUGCAGGCCUACAUCCGCAAGCAUGUCCAGCUGGCUCACGAGUUUGAGUCCUUGGUGCUCCAGGAUCCCCGCUUUGAAAUAUGCACGAAAGUCACGCUGGGACUCGUCUGUUUUCGGCUAAAGGGCUCCAACCAGGUGAACGAAGCGCUCCUCCAAAGGAUUAACGACGCCAAGAAGAUCCACCUGGUGCCCUGCCACCUCCGAGACAAGUUCGUGCUGCGUCUCGCCAUCUGCUCGCGCACCACGGAGUCUGCGCAUGUGCGGCUGGCCUGGGCGCACAUCCGGGAACUGGCGGGCGCCGUGCUGGAAGCUGAGCCGGCUGCGGAGACCAAAGGUUGAAGUGUGUCUGAAAACCAGAAUGAGAAGAAAAAAAUAAACAUAAUCCCGACUGCAUGAACCAGAUCCUGUGUGUGGG
Messenger RNA from Lepus europaeus (European hare), 1683 nucleotides. RefSeq names its product dopa decarboxylase (gene DDC). The record is from RefSeq and is a predicted model, not a curated record. The coding region runs from base 150 to 1607 and encodes 485 amino acids. The transcript is spliced from 15 exons. Gene Ontology annotation, molecular function: aromatic-L-amino-acid decarboxylase activity; pyridoxal phosphate binding. Lineage: Eukaryota; Metazoa; Chordata; Mammalia; Lagomorpha; Leporidae. Gene Ontology annotation, biological process: amino acid metabolic process; serotonin biosynthetic process; catecholamine metabolic process.